This is a messenger RNA of Fusarium sp. VM40, 1110 nucleotides long. Lineage: Eukaryota; Fungi; Ascomycota; Sordariomycetes; Hypocreales; Nectriaceae. The record is from the annotation of a GenBank genome assembly.
AUGGGUCAAUACGGAUAUUUAAUACCCGACAGAUAUGUCCGCGAGAUCCCCAACGAUGAUGACAUGAACACCUCCAGUAUAUUCUGGGGCUUUUCACUUUGCGCGGCUGUCUUCACCAGCACAACAGCUUUGCAGCAAUCAUGGCGCGCGUGGAGGAGAUGUCAUCGCGUCACGACUUACGUGGGUAUGAUUUGGGCAGUUUGGUUCAGUAGUAUGGUCCUCGGAUGUUUGGCGUGGAGUUUCCAAAGGCAAUACAUAGACCCCAGCUUUGGCUUCUACUUCUCUGUCGCUCUCUGCUGGGCACUACAAGUACAAUUUCUGCUGCAAAUCAUCAUCAAUCGAAUUGGCCUCUUGAUGGUUGUUCCAGGACGUGCCACUCGUCUCAAAUGGAUCGUUUUCGCCAUCGUACUGGCAGUCAAUAUCAGCGUCUUCGUCAUUUGGAUGCCUGCCCGAUUACAGAUCAACGAUCGAUGGAUAUACCUCAAUAAAAUAUGGGACAGAUGUGAGAAAGUCAUAUUUGCCGUCGUCGAUGGAGUUUUGAAUGGAUACUUCAUCUACUUGGUUCGAUCGCGACUGAUCGAGAAUGGUCUAACGAAAUACAUUCCUCUGUACCGAAUGAACCUAUUCCUCAUCUUUCUAUCUUUAUCGUUGGAUAUCGUUUUAGUUGGCCUCAUGUCUCUACCUAGCAGCUUGGUAUAUCUCUCAUUCCACCCCGUCUGCUACCUUCUCAAACUCGAAAUCGAGAUGAAAAUGGCCGAGCUUAUCACCAAAAUUGUCCGCUCCUCCGGCGCCCGCGGUACCAACGACAUGUAUUAUCACCAAUCAAGCACGAACAACGGAAGAACGAUCGAAACGAAAUCCAAAGCUCGGGCCAAAAGUCCGCCGCCACUUAGAGGAACACACGGGGCAAUGCAGGGUAGCCACACGACUCACGUUGAGGUUGGAGGUGGGAAUAGUCUUGGUGAGGUGGACAUGCAGGGAAGCGAGAAUCGGAACGCGAUUAUCAGGACUAUUCAGACUACAGUCGCUAGUUCUCCAGCUCAUCAGCCUCAAGUGCAUGAUUUUGAGGACACGCAUAGUAGGACAAGUUCUACGUUGAGGCUAGCCUAA